This is a messenger RNA of Penicillium subrubescens, 2397 nucleotides long. It is a transcript of the gene hsp78, whose product is annotated as chaperone ATPase HSP78. Gene Ontology annotation, molecular function: ATP hydrolysis activity; ATP binding. The record is from RefSeq and is a predicted model, not a curated record. Gene Ontology annotation, biological process: cellular response to heat. Lineage: Eukaryota; Fungi; Ascomycota; Eurotiomycetes; Eurotiales; Aspergillaceae. Gene Ontology annotation, cellular component: cytoplasm; mitochondrial matrix. The transcript has a single exon. Bases 1 to 2397 code for a protein of 798 amino acids.
AUGGCGGCCCGACUCGCUCUAAACUCGCGCACUCGGCUGCUGCGCACACCUAACCUACCUACUUCCUCCCGACUACUCUCAACCACUACACGCUCCGCGCAUCUCCCUCGGAUCCUGGCACCGCUCCUAACAUCUGCUGCAAGGACGACUUCGGUUACUUCGGUUCGCCACUAUGCCAAUGGUCGGCCGCACCCGCCUGGCGGUACCCACCGCAUGAAUAUGAGCCCGGAGCCCGAGAAGCCUGCCUUGGAACAAUUCGGUGUGGAUUUGACGGAGAAGGCGAAAGCUGGAAAGCUAGACCCGGUUAUUGGCAGAGACGCCGAGAUUCAUCGCACAAUCCAGGUCCUGUCUCGGCGGACCAAGAACAACCCUGUCUUGAUCGGCGCCGCUGGUACCGGUAAGACUGCCGUGCUGGAGGGUCUGGCCCAGCGUAUCGUACAAGGAGAUGUUCCGGAGAGCAUCAAGAACAAGCGCGUGAUUAGCUUGGACCUGGGAUCCCUGAUCGCGGGUGCUAAGUUCCGCGGUGACUUUGAGGAGCGUCUGAAAUCCGUCCUGAAGGAGGUCGAAGACGCCGAAGGCAAAGUUAUCCUCUUCAUUGACGAGCUUCACACCCUACUAGGACUGGGCAAGGCCGAGGGCAGUAUCGACGCUAGCAAUCUACUCAAGCCUGCUCUGUCUCGCGGUGAACUUCAAUGCUGUGGUGCUACAACACUCAACGAGUACCGCCUGAUCGAGAAGGAUGUCGCGCUGGCUCGGCGAUUCCAGCCUAUCCUGGUCGGUGAACCAUCUGUUGCCUCCACCAUCUCCAUCCUCCGCGGCAUCAAGAACAAAUACGAAGUCCAUCAUGGUGUCCGAAUCACCGACGGUGCUUUGGUUGCUGCUGCUACCUACAGUAAUCGUUAUAUCACCGAUCGUUUCCUACCUGAUAAGGCCAUUGACCUGGUCGACGAAGCUGCAUCAGCUCUCCGUCUGCAGCAAGAAUCUAAGCCCGAUGCGAUUCGCGAACUCGAGCGUGAUAUCACCACCAUCCAAAUUGAGCUCGAGUCCCUUCGCAAGGAAACUGACGUGAGCAGCCGCGAACGUCGCGACAAGCUUCAAGAAGACCUGAAGAUUAAGCAGGAUGAGGUUGGUAAAUUGACGGAGGUUUGGGAGAAGGAGAAGGCAGAGAUCGAUACCAUCAAGCGUACCAAGGAAGAUCUGGAAAAGGCUCGGUUCGAGCUCGAGCAAGCUCAGCGUGAAGGAAACUUUGCAAAGGCUGGCGAGCUCAGAUACUCGACCAUACCUGGCCUUGAAGCCAAGUUGCCCAAAGAAGGCUCAGAGCAGGAAGCUGAAAAGCAAAGCUUGAUCCAUGACUCCGUGACCGCUGAUGACAUUGGCAAUGUUGUAUCGCGGACAACUGGCAUUCCUGUCAACAAAUUGAUGGCAGGAGAGGUCGAGAAGCUAAUUCACAUGGAGGAUACCCUCCGGCAAUCAGUCCGUGGACAAGACGAAGCGCUCGCUGCCGUAGCCAAUGCGGUUCGUAUGCAGAGAGCCGGCCUCAGUGGCGAAAACCGCCCAUUGGCUUCGUUCAUGUUCCUUGGUCCUACGGGUGUGGGUAAGACCGAGCUCUGCAAGAAAAUGGCCGAGUUCCUCUUCUCCACCGAGACCGCAGUUGUACGAUUCGACAUGAGCGAAUUCCAGGAGAAACACACCAUCAGUCGCCUGAUCGGCUCCCCAGCUGGUUACGUCGGCUACGACGAUGCUGGUCAGCUCACAGAAGCAGUGCGACGAAAACCGUACGCUGUGCUUCUGUUCGAUGAGUUUGAAAAGGCUCAUCGGGAUAUCUCGGCUCUCUUGCUGCAGGUACUCGAUGAAGGCUUCCUUACCGAUGCUCAGGGCCACAAGGUUGAUUUCAGGAAUACUCUGAUCGUCCUGACCUCGAACCUGGGCGCCGAGAUUCUGGUCGGAGCCGACCCCUUGCAUGCCUACAAGGACACCGGCGGCGCUGAGGUCCCAUCAGAUAUCAAAAAGGCCGUGAUGGAUGUUGUUCAGAAUGCUUACCCACCCGAAUUCCUGAACCGCAUGGACGAGUUUAUCAUCUUCAAGCGCCUCUCCAAGGAAGCGCUGCGGGAUAUCGUGGAUAUCCGACUGAAGGAACUCCAAGGACGCCUGGAUAGCCGCCGGAUGACCUUGCAGGUAGACAACGAGAUCAAAGACUGGCUGUGCGAGAAGGGCUACGAUCCCAAGUUCGGUGCUCGCCCUCUCAACCGGUUGAUCGCCAAGGAGAUUGGAAACCGGCUGGCCGACAAGAUCAUCCGUGGCGAGGUCACCUCUGGCCAGACUGUUCGGGUAUCCCUCAAUGAGGACAAGUCUACACUCGUUGUUUCGGCUGAAGGGAAGGUGGAGGAGGAGGCAUAA